CCACACCAACCCCAUUCGGAGCCUUACCUUCUUCCGCGUAAUUUCGAAACUCACUGAGUGCUUAUUGCUUUCAAGCGCAUUUACUUGUUGGGUUUAGGUUUUCCAGAGCUUCUCUCUCUUUCUCUCUCUAAAUUCGUUUGGCAGGCAGUCAUCAACCAUGACGGUCACAGCGCAGAUUUCGAUCAAUGAUGGGAACCUGGUGGUUCAUGGAAAGACCAUUUUGACUGGGGUUCCAGACAACAUCAUACUGACACCCGGGACCGGUGUCGGACUCCUUGCCGGUGCUUUCAUUGGCGCCACGGCCGCCCACAACAAAAGCCUCCAUAUCUUCCCCAUUGGGGUUUUAGAGGAUCUCCGUUUCAUGUGCUGUUUUCGAUUCAAGUUGUGGUGGAUGACUCAGAGGAUGGGGACAUGUGGGAAGGAUGUUCCAUUGGAGACCCAAUUCAUGGUGGUGGAGAGCAAAGGUGGUGGUGAUGGAGGUGAAGACGACGAGUCUUCUCCUAUCAUCUACACCGUGUUCCUGCCUCUACUCGAGGGCCCUUUCCGCUCUGUUCUGCAAGGGAAUGAGAGGAACGAAGUCGAGGUUUGCCUCGAGAGUGGAGAUUCUGCUGUUCAGACCAAUCAAGGCCAGUGCCUCGUUUACAUGCACGCUGGAACCAAUCCAUUUGAAGUCAUCACCCAAGCUGUAAAGGCUGUGGAAAAACACAUGAAAACUUUUGUUCAUCGCGAGAAGAAAAAGUUGCCUUCUUUUCUGGACUGGUUUGGCUGGUGUACAUGGGAUGCCUUUUACACCGAUGUCACAGCUGAGGGUGUGGUUCAAGGCCUUAAAAGCUUAUCGGAGGGAGGGACUCCUCCGCGGUUCCUAAUCGUUGAUGACGGUUGGCAGCAGAUAGAAAAUAAAGACAAGGAUUCUGGUGUCGUUGUACAAGAAGGAGCACAGUUUGCAAGUAGGUUGACAGGAAUCAAAGAGAACGAAAAGUUCCAAAAGAACGACCACAACAAUGAGCAAGUCUCUGGCCUGAAACAUGUUGUGGAUGAAGCAAAGCAGCAUCACAAUGUGAAAUUUGUGUAUGUAUGGCAUGCUCUAGCUGGGUACUGGGGUGGAGUAAAACCAGCUGCUACUGGCAUGGAACACUAUGACACUGCUUUGGCAUACCCAGUGUCGUCCCCUGGUGUAGAGGGCAACCAACCAGACAUAGUUAUGGACAGCUUAACUGUUCAUGGUCUUGGUCUGGUACAUCCAAAGAAAGUUUUCAAUUUCUACAAUGAGCUUCAUUCCUACUUGGCUUCCUGUGGAGUCGAUGGAGUUAAGGUUGAUGUUCAGAAUAUCAUCGAGACUCUAGGGUCUGGUCAUGGUGGAAGAGUUUCUCUGACCCGCAGCUACCACCAGGCACUUGAGGCUUCAGUUGCUCGAAAUUUUGCUGACAACGGAUGCAUUUCUUGCAUGUGUCACAACACUGAUGGGCUCUACAGUGCCAAGCAGACUGCUGUGGUCAGAGCCUCUGAUGACUUCUAUCCCCGAGAUCCUGCUUCACACACAAUUCAUAUAUCUUCCGUUGCUUAUAACACCCUGUUCCUUGGAGAAUUCAUGCAACCUGACUGGGAUAUGUUUCACAGUUUACACCCAGCGGCAGAGUAUCACGGUGCAGCUCGUGCUCUUGGUGGAUGUGCAAUCUAUGUCAGUGAUAAGCCAGGCCAUCACAAUUUUGACCUUCUGAGGAAGCUGGUUCUCCCUGAUGGAUCUGUCCUCCGUGCCAAGUUACCUGGCAGGCCUACCCGUGAUUGUCUCUUCGCUGAUCCAGCAAGAGACAGGACCAGCUUGCUCAAAAUAUGGAAUGUCAACAAUCUCUCUGGUGUGGUUGGUGUGUUUAACUGUCAAGGUGCCGGUUGGUGCAAGAUUGAAAAGAAGACGCGCAUUCAUGAUUACUCUCCUGGUACCCUCAGUGGUUCUGUUCGUGCCGCUGAUGUUGAUGCCAUUGCUCAAGUUGCUGGUGCUGAUUGGAAUGGAGAAACAGCAGUAUAUGCUCAUAAGUCAGGUGAGGUUCUUCGGUUGCCAAAAGGUGCUUCAGUGCCUGUGACGCUUAAAGUUCUUGACUAUGAGGUUUUCCAUUUCUGUCCUCUCAAGGAAAUUACAUCCGACGUCUCAUUUGCACCAAUAGGCCUACUUGACAUGUUCAAUUCAAGUGCUGCUGUGGAGGAGGUUGAAAUCCAUUUGGCUUCUGACAAGAAACCAGAGCUUUCUAAUGGAGAAGUUAGCGAGAACCGAUCUCCAACUGCGACAAUUGGUCUCAAAACCAGAGGAUGUGGAAGGUUUGGAGCUUACUGUUCCCGGCGGCCGCUGAAGUGCACUGUUGACAACGCUGAGACCAACUUCGAAUAUGACUCUGCAUCUGGAUUGACGACGAUUACCAUUCCAGUACCAGAAAAAGAGAUGUACAGAUGGUCAGUAGAGAUCCAAGUGUAAGUGGUCUGAUCUGAUUUGAAGAGAUUAGCUAUUAGGACAUUGUCUUGCAUCUGAAGAGAUGAUGUGUCUGGUUAAGCAAGAUGGAUUGAGAGACUCAACUGCCUGGGAAGUAACUAAGAUUAGCCAAUAAUGUUGUAGUGUUCCAGUUUCAUAAGUUAUGUUGCUAAGAAAGAGUGGCCAAUGUUGUAUUGUUACUCGUUUCUUUUUAAUAAUAAAAGUGCCCAUCUUUCCUA
Messenger RNA from Malus domestica (apple), 2697 nucleotides. RefSeq names its product probable galactinol--sucrose galactosyltransferase 2. Lineage: Eukaryota; Viridiplantae; Streptophyta; Magnoliopsida; Rosales; Rosaceae. The record is from RefSeq and is a predicted model, not a curated record. Gene Ontology annotation, molecular function: raffinose alpha-galactosidase activity.